UUAUUCGUGGAGGCGCCUCGCGGGGUCAACGCGUACCUUGGAGACUCGCGUUACGCGCAGGAAAACCUGGACGUGACGAGCUCGAGCGCGGAUUUGGGUUCCAGGCUGCGACAUCUUCGACGGAUACACGCGGGUUUGGUCAGUGAGCGUCCGUACGAGUACUCGCACUGCGUGUCGUGGGCGGCGGCUCGGUUCCGCGAGUACUUUGCGUUACUCCCGAAUACGAUGUUGAAGAACUUUCCGCCGGGGCAGAGGACGAGGGACGGAUCGCCGUUCUGGAGCGGCACCAAGAGGGUUCCGGCGCCGAUCGCGUUCGACCCUAACACGCCCUCGCACGUC
Molecule: messenger RNA, 339 nt
Organism: Micromonas commoda
Lineage: Eukaryota; Viridiplantae; Chlorophyta; Mamiellophyceae; Mamiellales; Mamiellaceae
Exons: 1
Molecular function (GO): ubiquitin-like modifier activating enzyme activity
Source: RefSeq, a predicted model, not a curated record